AUGUCGAUUGGAAGAAUUCCUGAGUUUGACCUACAUAAGGACGAUUGGAGGUCAUACGUCGACCGCCUCGAACAAUAUUUUGUUGUCAACAAAAUUUCGGAGGAUUUACAAGUUCCGACGUUAAUUACCGUGAUGGGAGCCGAGUGUUACGAACUGUUAGUGAAUUUAUGUACUCCAACCAAACCAAAAGAUAAAUCUUUUUUGGAAAUCACAAACAUUCUAGAAAAACAUCUCCAACCAAAACCAAGUACCCUCGCAGAAAGAUAUAAAUUCCGGCAUAGGAAACAAAAAAGUUGUGAAACAAUAGCUGAGUAUGCAGCAAUAUUGAAGAGAAUGUCGAAAUCUUGUGAAUUUGGUCAAUGGUUGGAAGAAAGUUUAAGAGAUCAGCUGGUGUGCGGUAUUCUAAGUGAAACGAUAAGGCAACGACUAUUCGCAGAAGGCACGUUGGAAUAUGGGAAAGCGUAUAGCUUGGCAGUGAACAUGGAGGCGGCGGAGAAGGAUGCAGCGGCUGUGGAAGGAUACGGGCAAGGUGAAUCGUCGGGCAGCUCGAGCACGGCUGAGUGCCAGGCGAUGGCAGCGACUCGAAGUGGCAACGGACGCGGUCGGCCAGGGAGGACGGCACCUACGGCAUCGAGGUGGCAGCGGCAGCAAGGAAAAGCAGCGGACGGAGCACAACAAUGUGCUGCGUGCGGUGGACCCCAUGGCGGCACGAAGUGUCGGUUCGCGGCAUAUGUGUGCAGAGUAUGUAAUCGUAAGGGGCAUCUACGUCGGAUGUGCCCAAACCUGACGACGUACCAUCACGUAGACAUCGGAACACCUAAAGUGGUCGAAUCGGACGAGACGGACAGUGACGAGGUAAGAAUAUUUGAUAUAAAAAAAUUAUCCAUAGAAGAGUGUACACCGCUAUGUAUUUCAAUCAACGUUCACGGAAAAGAUAUUGACAUGGAGUGUGACACGGGUAGCGCCGUAUCUUGUAUAAGUUACAAAUUUUAUAAACAUAAUUUUAGUGAUUUACCUAUCAGCAAAUGUAAUGUUUUACUUAGAUAUUACACAGGUGAAAUAGUUCGUCCGGUGGGGGUGGCUACGCCACUAGUGAGGUAUAAAAAUACACAAAAAAAAUUAAAUUUGUUCAUAAUCAGAGAUGGUAAAACCGUUCUUUUGGGUCGACAGUGGUUAGCCGAACUUAAAAUUCAACUACCAGUGUUUCAGUAUCACGAUGUAAACAAUGUUAAUUAUAAGGAUUUUGACGAAAGUAAUUUUAUGUAUAGAUUCAGUGAAGUAUUUGCGGAUGGGCUUGGACGGUUCAGCGGCGGGCGGGUUAGCAUCCACCUGCGGCAGGGGGCGCGGCCGGUGUUCAUGCGCGCGCGUCCUCUGGCGUAUGCGCUGCGGGAACCGGUGGAGCGAGCGCUCGAGCAGCUGGUGCGAGACGGCGUCCUCACGCCGGUGGAGCGCUCCGACUGGGCCACACCCAUUGUACCCGUUCUCAAAAAGGAUGGUAAUAUUAGAAUAUGCGCUGAUUAUAAAUUAACACUGAAUAAAGUGCUAGAAGUCGACCGUUAUCCCUUGCCACGCAUAGAUGAUUUGUUAUCGCGUUUACAUGGCGGUGAACGUUUCAGUAAGAUUGAUUUAUCUCAGGCGUACGCUCAGUUUGAGCUUGACGAAUCAAAAAAGUAUACGGUUAUCAAUACACAUAAGGGUUUAUACAUGUACAAUCGACUAGUUUACGGCUUGUCGUCGAGUCCAGGAAUUUUUCAAAAAUACUUAGAAGAAUUAUUGACAGGGUUACCGAACGUGGGUGUGUUUUUAGAUGACGUAAUUAUAACGGGUCCUGAUAGUCGUAGUCACAUAAAAAAUUUAUAUAAAGUGUUCGAGCGAUUGCAGUCUCACGGGUUGCGCGUUAAGAAAGAAAAAUGUGUAUUUUUCGCAGAAUCUAUUAACUACUUAGGGCACGUCAUUAGUAAAGAGGGUGUUCACACGUGUCCGGAAAAAGUCUGGGCAAUUGUAAACACGCCUGCACCCACCAAUAUUUCAGAACUGCGAUCUUUCAUCGGGCUAGUAAUGUAUUAUGUUAUGGCCGCUUCGAGAUUACAGCGUUGGGCAGUAUUAUUGUCGGGAUACAAUUAUGACAUAGAAUAUGUAAGUUCACACAAAAAUUGUGCAGAUGCGUUAUCUUGUUUGCCGCAACCGGUACAUAAACGGCUUCCGAAGUCGGAGGAAAUGAAUUACAUUAAUUUCGUAGAAAAUUUUCUCCCGGUCACAAAUGAUGACGUCAGAACGGCAACAGCAAGCGAUCCGGAAUUAAGUAGAAUUUUAACCUAUGUUCAGUCCGGAUGGCCCGCGUCCUGCCCAAAAGAAGUGUUGCAGCAAUAUUAUAUUAAACGUAAUGAACUAUACAUAGAUAGGGGCUGUAUUAUGUGGGGUUACCGCUUGGUGAUACCGCGCACUUUAAGAAAAAAAAUACUUAUGCAAUUACAUACUGGUCACAUGGGCAUUGUUAAAACUAAGUCCAUAGCUCGAAGUUACGUAUGGUGGCCUAAUAUAGAUACAGACGUCGAAUCCGAAUGCCGAGCAUGUGAGACGUGCGCGGUGGAGUCACAAGCACCCCCGCGCACCCCACCGCAGCCUUGGCCGUACCAUUUGCAGCCAUGGAGCAGACUCCAUAUAGAUUUUUUAGGCCCUUUUAACGGAAAAAAAUUUCUUAUUUUAAUAGACUCCAGUACGAAAUGGCUAGAAGUGUUUGAAAUGCCAAAAACAAAUGCUACAGCGGUUAUUAAGGUAUUACGGUGUACGUUCGCAAGAUUCGGCUUACCACUAGAGCUAGUAUCGGAUCAAGGGCCACCCUUCACUAGCGCGGAAUUUAAGGAGUUUUUAACACGAAAUGGUAUUCAGCAACGUUUCUCGCCUGCUUAUCACCCGUCUUCGAAUGGCGCCGCGGAAAAUGCUGUAAAUAUUUGUAAAAAAGCAAUAAAAAAAGCACAUAGGGAAUCAAUCGAUGUUGACGCCGCGUUGCAAACAUUUUUACUUACUUAUCGUAACAGUAUACACAGCAGCACAGGUGAAAGCCCUUCAAUGCUGUUACAAAAACGAACGUUACGAUCACGGCUAGACUUAUUACGAAGCGAUCGCGCGCUCAUAAAUAAGGUAAAUCAGGCUCAAAGUAAGCAAGUGGAGUACACGGGCGGGGUGCAGCGCUCGUUUGCACCGGGGGAACCUGUGUGGGUGCGAGAGUACGGCCACAAGGAUAGGUGGGUGAAGGGAACGAUAGUUCAUGGCGAAGGUUCGAGGAGAUAUUCUGUGGACAAGGGGGACAGUCGACAAGUAGUUAAGCACGUGGAUCAAAUCAAGCGCAGAUCAGGGUUGUACGACAUACCAUUCCCUGAGGAGCAAAGCGAGUCAAUGAGGGUACAAAUACCUGAUAGUAGUGGCUCGGCGAGAGACGGAAUGUCGAAGGAGGACGACGGCCCGGACACAUCUCCGACUACGGUUGUGGGUGAUUCGGGAAAGGAGAGGAAACGGGUUUCGAGUGAACGCAUUAAAAGUCCUGGAAUCGAUUAUAGUACACCGCCAACGUCACCUAGUGCACCGUCGCCUGAACCGCCUCGAGCCCGAUCCGGGCGAGUUCGUAAACCUGUUGUUAGGUUUCAAGUUUAG
Molecule: messenger RNA, 3651 nt
Organism: Parnassius mnemosyne (clouded apollo)
Lineage: Eukaryota; Metazoa; Arthropoda; Insecta; Lepidoptera; Papilionidae
Source: the annotation of a GenBank genome assembly